CUGAUUAAAAUUUCGUGGCGCCGACUACCUAGUUAUGAAACUCCCUCCCGAACAAAAAUGCAGAUCUAAGUCUAGUAAUUUAACGUAUUUUUCUCAGUUCUCAAAUAUUUAAUAAAAACGCAAGGGUUUAAGGGCGGGUUUUUGGAGAGGCUGCAUACAACCAGUGAUACUUCCGGUUCAGUGUAAUUCUUUAGAUUUUUUUUCCGCAGAGCAGAGUAGGUCUGUGAGAGCUUCACGACAUGAGCUACGCAGCGUUCAAAAUGGUCCAUGGUCCCACGGGCGUGCAGCACUGUGCGGCAGGUUACAUAACGCAUUCGUUAACAGAGAACCCUCCAUUGGCCUCCGAGGAGGACAUCGACAUGGAAGGCAUGGAAGGAGAAGGAGAAUGGGUCCCUCCUAAACGGAAAGGGCCCAAGGCUCCCAUUCCCAACCUCGUGGUCGUCAAGGCCAAUGUUCUGGAAGUAUAUAUUGUGAGAGUGCAGGAAGAUGAUAAGAGAAUGCCUCUUACUACCGAGGCCUCCAAUAAGGCUGCUACCAUGGCCGGCAUUUCCGGCGCCUGGUUAGAAGUUGUUUGCCAUUACAGAUUACAUGGUAAUGUUGAAAGCAUGGCAAUUUUAUCCCCUGGGCAUGAUGAUGGCCGUAGAAAGAGAGAUGCAAUUAUUUUGUCAUUUCGAGAUGCAAAGAUAUCUGUGAUGGAGUUUGAUGAUUCAAUUCAUGGCCUUCGAACAAGCUCAAUGCAUUAUUUUGAAGGACCUGAGUGGCAGUAUCUGAAAAGGGGUAGAGAGAAAUUUGCAAGAGGUCCAUUGGUACAAGCAGAGCCACAAGGGAGAUGUGGUGGCGUGUUGUUAUAUGAUUCUCAAAUGAUAAUACUUAAAGCUGCUCAGGCUGGAUAUGGACUUGUUGGAGAUGAUGAAGGCAGUGGGAGUGGUGGUACUGUUUCUGUUCAUAUUGAAUCGUCAUACAUUGUGAGUCUUCGGGAUUUGGAUAUGAAGCAUGUGAAAGAUUUCACAUUUAUACAUGGAUAUAUUGAACCUGUGAUGGUCAUACUUCAUGAAAGGGAGCCAACAUGGGCAGGACGUUUAGCAUGGAAGCAUCAUACAUGUAUGAUUUCGGCUCACAGUAUCAGCAUGACUUUAAAGCAGCAUCCUCUUAUUUGGUCUGCUCCUAACCUUCCACAUGAUGCCUAUAGACUUUUGGCUGUCCCUUCUCCAAUUGGUGGUGUUAUUGUAAUGUGUGCUAAUAGUCUCCAUUAUCACAGUCAGUCUGUAUCAUGCGCACUUGCUUUAAAUGACUUUGCAAUGACUACAGAAGGCAGCUCAGAGACACCAAGGUGCAAUUUUGAUGUGGAGCUUGAUGCUGCUCAUGCAACAUGGAUCUCUAGUGAUGUAGCACUGUUCUCAACAAAGACAGGAACUCUACUUUUGCUUUCACUUGUUUAUGAUGGCAGGGCUGUACAGAAGUUGGAGCUAUCAAAGUCCAAGGCUUCUGUCUUGGCAUCAUGCAUAUCAACGGUUGGAGAUGCAUUCUUUUUUCUUGGGAGUCGCUUGGGUGAUAGCCUAUUAGUUCAGUUCAAUUGUGGGAUGACAUCUUCUUCUUCAAGUUCAAGAUUGUCAAAAGCAGAGGUCGGUGAUAAUGAUGGAGAAGCUCCUUUAGCGAAAAGGUUACGGCGGGCGUCUUCAGACAUUUCACAAGAUGUUGUUGGAGAGGAACUUUCUCUUUACAACUUAACUCCCAAUAACUCAGAUUCGUUACAGCAGAAGGCCUUUUCAUUUGCGGUUAGGGACUCUUUGGUUAAUAUUGGUCCUUUGAAGGACUUUGCUUCUGGAUUAAGAAGCAAUGCAGAUGUUAAUGCAGUGGGUGUUGCAAAGCAAAGCAAUCAUGAGCUGGUAUGUUGUUCUGGGCAUGGAAAGAAUGGCUCAUUGUGCAUUCUUCAACAGUCUAUCCGUCCAGAGUUGAUCACAGAGGUUGAGCUACCUGGGUGCAAAGGAAUUUGGACAGUUUAUCACAAGGGCUCACGGAGCCAUUCAUCUGAUUCAUCAAGAGUAAAUUCAGAUGAGGAUGAGUUUCAUGCUUAUCUGAUUAUAAGCUUAGAGUCCCGUACCAUGGUUCUGGAGACGGCUGACAUGUUAGGAGAGGUUACAGAAAGUGUUGAUUAUUAUGUUGAUGGGUGUACAAUAGCUGCAGGAAACUUGUUCGGAAGACGUCGUGUUGUACAAGUAUAUGCACGGGGUGUUCGUAUUCUUGAUGGUGCAUAUAUGACCCAGGAGUUGUGCAUUGAAGUUCCAAAUGCUGAAACGAGUUCAACUUCUGAUAGUGCUGCAGUGUCAACUGUAUCGAUUGCAGAUCCGUAUGUUCUACUAAAGAUGUCAGAUGGAAGUAUUCAACUAAUUGUUGGAGACCCCUCAGCUUGCACUGUUUCAAUGAAGUCACCACCUAUAUCUAAAAGCUCUGCUGACCCUAUUGCCGCAUGCUCACUUUAUCAUGAUAGAGGACCUGAACCUUGGUUAAGGAAAACUAGCACAGAUGCUUGGCUUUCAACAGGAACAGCAGAUGAUCUUGAAGGGACAGAUGGUUCAACACUAGAUCAGGGAGAUAUAUACUGCAUAGUAUGCAGAGAGAGUGGCAGACUUGAUCUAUUUGAUGUUCCCAACUUUAGAUGUGUUUAUUCCAUUGAUAAGUUUAUGUCUGGAAAGAGUAUCCUAGUAGAUACUUAUCUCCCAGAUGUCUAUAGUGAUACCCAGGGAACUGUAAAGGAGCAAUCUGAAGCAAGUUCAGAGGAAAUUAAAAAAGAAGCUGGGAAUAAAAUGAAAGUUGUAGAAAUAUGCAUGCAGAAAUGGAGUGGUCAGUUUGGUCGUCCCUUCCUUUUUGCAAUAUUGACUGAUGGGACAAUGUUGUGUUACCAUGCAUAUUUAUUUGAAGGACAGGAUAAUUCAGGAAAGGCAGAAGGCACAAGUACAGCAGAGAAUGCAACUAACAGUAUUAGUACAUCCAGGCUUAGGAAUUUGCGAUUUGUUCGUGUGUUCUUGGAAUCAAUGACAAGGGAUGAAGUUGGAACAGAAGCUUCGGGACAAAGGAUUGUGAAUUUUAGGAACAUUGGUGGUUACCAAGGUGCCUUCCUCACAGGCACACGACCUGCAUGGUUAAUGGUCUGUAGAGAGAGACUUCGAGUUCAUCCUCAGCUUUGUCAUGGGCAUAUUGUCGCAUUUACUCCUCUUCAUAACAUAAAUUGCAACCAUGGGCUUAUAUAUGUUACAGCACAGGGGUUUCUUAAAAUAUGUCAGCUUCCAUCCCUCAACUAUGACAAUUACUGGCCGGUUAAAAAGAUUCCAUUGAGGGGUACUCCUCAUCAGAUAACUUAUUUUCCAGACAACAAUCUUUAUGCCUUAAUAAUCUCUUUUCCUGUUUCCAGACCUGUGAGUCAAGUUCUACCUUCACUUGUUGACCAGGAUAGUAAUCAUCAGACAGAGGUAGAUGGUGUUGGAUCUGAGGAUGUGGAGAAAUCAUUUAUUGUAGAUGACUUUGAAGUGCGUAUUUUGGAGCCCUCAAAAUCAGGUGGCCUUUGGGAAGCAAAGGCUUCAAUAAAAAUGCAAACUUCAGAGAAUGCAAUUACUGUUCGCAUGGUAACCCUGUUGAAUACUACAACCAAAGAGAAUGAAACAUUUUUAGCCAUUGGGACAGCUUAUGUCCAAGGAGAGGAUGUUGCUGGAAGAGGUCGAAUCAUCCUUGCAUCUGUUCGUCAAGAUCCAAAAAAUCCUGAUAGCUGGGUGACUGAAGUGUAUUCAAGAGAAUUGAAAGGUGCAAUUUCGGCUCUAGCAGCCCUCCAGGGCAAUCUUUUGAUAGCAUCUGGUGCUAAAAUUAUUCUGCACCAGUGGAAUGGCGAAGAGCUAAAUGGGUUUUCAUUUUAUGAUGCUCCUCAUUAUGUUGUUAGUCUAAACAUUGUUAAAACAUUUAUCUUAUUUGGUGACGUACAUAAAAGCAUAUACUUCUUAAAUUGGAAAGAAGAAGGAACUGCAUUAAUCUUGCUAGCAAAGGAUUUUGGAUUACUCGAUUGUUAUGCUACAGAGUUUCUAAUUGAUACGACUACUCUGAGUCUUGUUGUUUCAGAUGAUCAGAAAAACAUCCAGAUAUUCUACUAUGCACCUAAAAGCAUGGAGAGCUGGAAAGGUCAAAAGCUUCUUCCUAGGGCUGAGUUCCAUGUGGGAGCACAUGUAACAAAAUUCUUACGAUUACAGAUGCUUCCUACUUCACUUUCUGACCGACCAAAUCGCUAUGCUCUUCUAUGUGGCACACUUGAUGGAAGCAUUGGAUGUAUUGCUCCUCUCGAUGAGCUGACUUUCAGGAGGCUCCAAACAUUGCAGCGCAAACUAGUAGAUGCUGUUCCACAUGUAGGUGGAUUGAAUCCAAGGGCAUUCAGGCAGUUCCGUGCUAACGGGAAGGCUCAUCGGCCAGGUCCCGACAAUAUUGUGGAUUCUGAGCUGCUUUGCUACUAUGAAAUGUUACCACUUGAAGAGCAGUUGGAGAUUGCAAAUCAAAUUGGGACUACACGAGGCCAGAUUCUCAAUAAUCUUAAUGACCUCAGCAUUGGCACAAGCUUCUUGUAAAUUUGUACAAAUACUGUCACUGAAUCUCGAUAAAUGAAUGUCAAAUGGGUAUCUGCUUCUAUUGCAUUUCUGCAUAAAGAUAAAUAAAAAUUGCAGCAAAGAAGCUCCAUUUCAAGUUCCUCUAAUGUAUUAUAGAACUUAAGUUAUUUUUAUAAUUAUACAUUUAGGUAUAAGAGUAACUGUAGGCUUCUGGACAGUUAAGUGGGUUUUGCCACAUAUGGUGUCCCUUUCCCAUAUAGCAUCUAAACUUUCACAAUAAUGAAAGACAGAGGCACGAGCCCUAAUAUGCACUGGUUCUAUAAUUGUUACAUUAAAUAAUUUUUAAAAAUUUACCAGAUUCUGUUUGUAGGAUUCCA
Messenger RNA from Cryptomeria japonica (Japanese cedar), 4957 nucleotides. RefSeq names its product cleavage and polyadenylation specificity factor subunit 1. Gene Ontology annotation, molecular function: nucleic acid binding; protein binding. The record is from RefSeq and is a predicted model, not a curated record. NCBI's taxonomy places the organism in Eukaryota, Viridiplantae, Streptophyta, Pinopsida, Cupressales, Cupressaceae. The transcript has 26 exons. The coding region runs from base 240 to 4601 and encodes 1453 amino acids. Gene Ontology annotation, cellular component: nucleus.